GUGGGCGCGGUGUCGCCGCGCAUGCGCCGCGGGGGCGUCCUCGUCUCCUAGCAACGGCCGAAGGACCGGUCAUGGCUUCGGCCGUGAGGGAGGAGGAGGCGGCGGCCCAGGCCUACCUCAGCCAGCACCGCAUCCCGGACCUGUUGGGCGGCCUCACCAGCAGCGUCCUCUACCACCGGCCAGGCAAGACCCCCGACCCCCCCCUCACCCUCCACCAGUGCUUGUCGAGCCCCGGCGAGCGCCCAAUAAAUGAGAGGCUGAGAGAAUUUUUAAUAAGUCUGCUUGAACGAAUCAAGAUUGCGAGAAUGACAGGGGUGGCUUACCCUUACCUUAUGGAUAACUCGAAUUUGACCUCUAUGUUUGAGAUGAUGGACCCUUCAAAGCAAGGCUACAUCACCUCCGUACAGCUCAGAGAAGCUCUCCAAACCCUGGGUCUGCCCACCGAAGAUGAGUCUUUUCCUGAUGGUGAAAGAAUCACCAUAGAAAGAUUCAUAAGUGAAGUGAACAAGAAGCGUCUGGCUACGUGUUCCAGGUUUUAAUUGGCCACCCUUUAACCGUGAAGAGAAAUGCUGGGGCAAAAAUGCCUCAUUUUUGUGAAUAAAAUAACGUUUACGAUGGAGUGAAAAA
Molecule: messenger RNA, 627 nt
Organism: Ornithorhynchus anatinus (platypus)
Lineage: Eukaryota; Metazoa; Chordata; Mammalia; Monotremata; Ornithorhynchidae
Gene: EFCAB10
Product: EF-hand calcium binding domain 10
Exons: 4
Coding region: 72-539 (155 amino acids)
Molecular function (GO): calcium ion binding
Source: RefSeq, a predicted model, not a curated record